AUGGCAAGUCUUCUGCGUUGGCUUCUUCCCCGCUUCACCAGUAAUUUCACAAUCCCUGGCACACCAAGAAAACUGAAAAUGAAUUCUGCGGACUUGCCAGAACUUUUCCAGCCUCCAGUCAAUAGGUCUAUGCAGACCCUGGACAGAUCAUUCUUCAGAAAAUCGGUACCGUUGGCCGCUGCCACUGUGUUGGAUCUCAAAGAGAUAACGAAUGUGCGGAAGCAACUCGAGAGAUCUGGAGACAUCUUGAGGCUCAGUCCCAUCAGGCCUCUUCGAGACGACGAUCAAGUACCAGGCGCCAAAUGUUUCUUGCUAUCCCCACAUGUCGAUGCUAACGCACCGGAGACAUGGUCCCCGAUCCUGUCGCAGCUGGUGGACAACAAAUCGGCGAUGUUGAGGCCGUUUACCCUGACGCUGACAUAUGACGAUUGGACGAUGCACAACAUACUUGAAGCCAUCUUGCCGGACGUCCCUGAAGACGAGAAGGAGACUCCGGCAGGAUUUGCCCAGGUCGGGCAUGUCGCUCACGUGAAUCUUCGUACGCCAUAUUUGCCUUACAAACACUUGAUCGGCCAAGUGCUCCUCGACAAGAAUCCCAACGUUACCACCGUCAUCAACAAGACCUUCGAUGUCGGCACCGAGUCUGUCUUUCGCACCUUCCCUUACGAAGUCCUCGCAGGGCCAGACGACCUCGACGUGGUCGUGCACGAAGCGGGCUGCGAGUUCAGGUUCAACUUUGGCAAAGUCUACUGGAACUCUCGCCUCGGAACCGAACAUGCCCGGAUCUUUGAGAGCUUCAAGGAAGGCGAGGCUGUCUGCGACGUCAUGGCAGGAGUAGGCCCAUUCGCGGUUCCAGCAGGGAAGGGAAAAGUUUUCGUCAGAGCCAACGAUCUCAACCCAGACUGUUACACCAGUCUGAGCGAUGCUAUUAAGCGCAACAAAGUCGAUGAAUUCGUUAUGGCCUCAUGCGAUGACGGGAGAAAGUUCAUACGCAAGGCCACAAUGGAGCUAGCUCAAACACCGCGAAAGGUCAUUUUAAAACCGAAGGUCAAGGUGUCACGAAAAGCCAGUGUAGAGGAGAGGAAAGCCGCAGAAGAAGCCGCCUCGAAGUCUGCGCGAACACUUGAAGAACCAACGUCAUUCGAUCACUAUGUCAUGAAUUUGCCAGCUACCGCAAUCGAGUUUCUCGAUGCGUUCAAAGGUGUCUAUCAUAACCGUCAAACUGAGUUCGCACCGCACACGACCCGAAAACUGCCAUUCAUACACCUAUACUUGUUCCAAGCCAAGCUUGCCACCGAGGAGGAAGAGUGUCGAGAGAUCUGCGAGCGAAUCUCUCAGUAUAUCGGCACCGAGGUCAAAUCGACUGAUCCUGAGUUGGAGAUGAGCGUCCGAUACGUCCGACUCGUUGCGCCGAAGAAGAAGAUGUAUUGCGCUAGUUUUCGGAUCCCUGCCGCCACGGCGUUUGCAGAGCCUUAG
Messenger RNA from Exophiala spinifera, 1476 nucleotides. RefSeq lists its product as uncharacterized. Bases 1 to 1476 code for a protein of 491 amino acids. NCBI's taxonomy places the organism in Eukaryota, Fungi, Ascomycota, Eurotiomycetes, Chaetothyriales, Herpotrichiellaceae. The record is from RefSeq and is a predicted model, not a curated record. The transcript has a single exon. Gene Ontology annotation, cellular component: cytoplasm; mitochondrial matrix. Gene Ontology annotation, biological process: tRNA N1-guanine methylation; mitochondrial tRNA methylation.